AUGUCAGUCUCCGAUGAAAGUAUUCGACAGUCUCAUCAUGAAGAAAAGCCAGAAAAUGGCAAAUGUUCCAACUGUCGAAUCCCCCUAAAAGUCGAACAGAAGUACCCACCGCUGCAUAUGACGGCCCGGGCACGCUUCCCACAUACAAUCGGCCAGGUUCGUAAGGCCGCUGGCGCAGGGUGUGCACAAUGCCAAGACCUGCUCGCGAUUUACAACCAGCGGAGUCUGCGGCUGUUGAUGAAGACACAUCUUUUUGGCAAAUGCUUCUGCUGUACCGGUAGGGUCCAACGCGCUCGUUAUUUGGCGCGGAGCCUCAGCAGGAGGCCGUUCCAACUUGUCUUCGCGGGAGUGCCGGCCAGUUCUCAGCCAGACAGCCCUCUGCACUCAUUUGCAUACCUUGAUUGCGGCAGUGGGCAAACAGCACGUCGCUACAACGCAUAUACCUAUACUGACGAUGACGCUUCGUGUAUCUUACCUGCUUUCGACCCGAACGUUGAUUCCGAACGAACAAAGUCGGAAAUUCAGGACUGGUUGUCAAGCUGCACAUGCCUAGCAAAGUCACAGAACCUAGACCAAGGGCGGUUCAAACCAACACGCAUCAUCGAUGUCGGCGAAACCCCUGGAGCAGACGUCGUGGUCAAGCGCACCUUGGGGCUUGAUGUUCGAGCCUACGUUUGUCUCUCUUACACUUGGGGCGGGCCUCAAGCACUGAUGUGCAACUCAUCUAAGAUCCAAACCUCUCAGCUUUGGAAGAUACCCCAUGAUUGUAUUCCCGCCGUUUUCAAAGAUACUUUUAAAGUCGUUCAGCAGCUGGGAUUUCGAUAUGUCUGGAUCGAUAGUCUAUGCAUUGUUCAAGACGACCAUCAAGACUUGGAGAUCGAGCUGUUACAGAUGCCCAACAUUUACAAGUAUGCAGAUCUGACCAUCUGCGCCUCAUCCUCCAAGACUUUCACAGAGGGUUUUCUACAGCGACGACCAGACUUCAGCGAAAGACGGAUUCUACUCAAUCUCCCACAAAACAAGUCAGGAACAGCAUACAUGGACUCGUUCACCUGGUGGUCACCACCCAUCACAGAACCGAUCGCACAACGUGCAUGGGCAUACCAGGAGCGCUUGCUUUCCCCUCGACUUCUCGAGUACGGCUGGAGAACAGCGCGAUGGAGCUGCUCCUGUCACAGAAGCUAUAGCGGUAGCAACAACCUUUCUGUCCAGCAUUGUACUCGAGGGGUCUCAGAGUCUGUGAAUAGGGAGAGGAUUUACAGCCUCUUUUCGUACUUGAACCCACAGGGUCUACGGCACAUUUCGCUCUCUGCAUCCGACCUAUUUGUCACCUGGACCAGGGUCGUCCGCAAGUACUCGGCUCUGAAGCUGACUUUUCCGCAAGACCGAUUGGCUGCGAUUAGUGGCGUGGCCAUUGAGCUCCAGGAAUCGACAGGCGCGCAGUACCUCGCCGGUCUGUGGAAACAUGAAUUGCUACCGUCGUUCUUGCUGUGGCGAACAGAGAUGUCCUUUCCCAAGAGAUGCAAGCGACCGGAUGACUGCCGAGCACCAUCUUGGUCUUGGGCUGCGAUCGAUGAGGGUGUAAUCUUCGAACAUAGCAGGGUGGUUAUAGAACCGUUCUCAGUCGUUGACGUUGAAGUUUCGGGGGAUUUUGAUGCGUCGAUUCAGGGAUCUAUGAAGAUGCGUGGACCUAUUCGAAGAGAUCCCCUCUGGAGUAGGGGCAGAAGCGUCACUUUGGAUUCGUCAGAAGCGCACCUCACGAUUACCUCAUUGGAUGGACAGGAAUGUCUCAUCUGGCCCGACUGUCUCGGUGAUAUAGUGCGUUGGAACCAAGGAAAACUCGAGCUCAUGGGAGUCACGUUAAUGUUCAUAGUUAUUGGGCGAUGUCAGGCGGAUCAUAGCGUUGUUCGCGGGCUGAUGCUUCAUCAGUGUGAAGCGGAGGGGAACAGCAACUACAAAAGAGUGGGCAUGUUCCAGACUCGAGACGAGGGUGACUUCAUGCUCGAGAAUUGGGACAUUGAAGAGAUUGUAGUCGUGUGA
Messenger RNA from Colletotrichum destructivum, 2040 nucleotides. RefSeq names its product Putative heterokaryon incompatibility. The record is from RefSeq and is a predicted model, not a curated record. Bases 1 to 2040 code for a protein of 679 amino acids. NCBI's taxonomy places the organism in Eukaryota, Fungi, Ascomycota, Sordariomycetes, Glomerellales, Glomerellaceae. The transcript has 2 exons.